CAUUAACGAACAUUUUAUAAAACAAACAUCUUAUUGAACAUUUCAUUGAAGGAACAUUUUAUUGAACGAACAUAGUUUUUUAGUACGAACAUUUUAUUGAACGAACAUUUUGUACAAUCUUUAAGUACAGAAAUAAUAAUGUAGUUUUUUAUUGAACGAACAAAAUACCAAUAUAGUUUUUUUUGAACGAACAUUUUGUACGAGUAUGAAUUAGAACGGGAAUGAAUUUUUUGUUGGAGACAAUCAUUUCUCUAGGCGGAAAUAAUCCGUCUACCCCACUCUAACGGUCGAUUUUCCGACCUAAAUUAAGCCACCCGUCGUCACUCAUCAUCAAUGAAAGCUUACAAGUUACAAAUCUUUCUCUCUCUCUCUCUCUCUCUCUCUGAAAAUCAAAUCUCGAAUUCGGAAAAUGGAGAACAGAGUGAAAGCAGAAUCAGCCAAGGUUCAGCAUGUCGCCAGAGCUUCAUCGGACGAGCUUCUCCGGAAAUUCGCCGAAGUCGGCUCUGCAUCCGAAGACGAGCGAGAGCUCCGUCUAGUCAAGCGCCUGAGAAGGAGCGAAACCGCCGGCGGUCUCCGUCGCCGUCGCGGUGGCGGAAGGGAAGCGGCGAAUUGCAGCGGCGGUUCGUCGGUUGUGGAGAGGAUGUCACUUAUCAUCUCUCCGGCGGCGCCGGUCCGGCACUUCGGAAUCGGGAAAGUCAGGGUCCGAUCCAUGGAUUCAAGGACCAGGUCUUUCGUCGGUACUCUAAAGAAGACAUGGCGAAAGACCAUAGAAGGGGCAUCCAAGGUCUUCAUUGAGAAACAAUAUAAUGGACACAAACGCCUCAUCAAUGACAUCUACUAGUUUAAUUAUGUGAUUAUUGAAUAUGUAAUAAUAAUCAUUAUUUAAUGUUGAGUGUUCUUUUUUUUGUUUUACUCAAUGUUUAGCAUUAUUUAUUUAUUGGUAGGUAUCGUUUUUCUACUUUCAAGUAGCUAAAAUUAAACUCUAUGUGCACAC
Messenger RNA from Cuscuta campestris, 994 nucleotides. NCBI's taxonomy places the organism in Eukaryota, Viridiplantae, Streptophyta, Magnoliopsida, Solanales, Convolvulaceae. The record is from the annotation of a GenBank genome assembly.